AUGGCCUCAACUCCAUUCCAGCGUAUUACGAGUGCGCUCAAGGCACCUUUGUUACAUUAUGGUCGUGGCACGCAUGAUGGGAAGCUCUCUGCAAAUCUCGACCUUCACUCGCUAGCUCAAGGCAAACGACGAGAGGGCUCACUAGAAACACGACGUUUCAUGCUGGCUCUCAGGUCGAUGAUUAGGAAUGCAAUGAAUGUCAUUGCUGAGCAGGCCCUGGGACAUCUCAACUUCAGCCCUUCCAAACUCGAAUAUCACUCAGUUCCCAUCUCAGACCCGAACUGCUAUGAUUAUACUCGACGCUAUGCACUGACCAACUUUGAACUUCCUGCACAGUCACGGGAACGCAAACGAACCCAAGCUACGAAUCGGCGCUCUGGAGGCCCUUGCAAUAUUUUGACCCAUCAACUGGCAGCUCAAACCGGUUGGCACCGUCUGCCGAUUUGGGAUGGGGUCCUCAGCCAGCCUAUCCAUCAAAUCCAGGUGGGUGCACGCAGCAUCAGAUCGCGCACCCAACUCACCAAACAUUAUCCAGGUUCAGGUAUGGGGCUUCAUGUUAGGCCCCCCUACAACGACACGCUCAACACCACUGGUACUGAGCGAAUCCUUACUCGCAGAAUGCAACCAGGCCUCGACAACGAAUCAGUUUGGAGGCCCCUGCUCUCGUAUCUUGGAUCAUUGAUUAGUAGUCUCAGUUCCAUCUCAUCAAGAGAUCCCUUCUCUCGAGGUAGCAUACAACGGACUUGUUAUGUCAAUAACGGAGUCCAAGCUUCGACUGAAGAGAGGGAAUCUCCAAUAGCUCGAUACCAGCGCCAUCUACUGGUCGAAAGGCAUGGCUCCCCGCUUUGGUCACCUCAGCCACAUCGUCGACUCCCUCUCUCUUAUCGACAGAAGGGCAUUAGUGUUGGCGACAUUGGAGUUAUUACGCCGCAAGGCAGCUUUGAUUUUCUCUUCAAUAUCUGCCUGCCGCGCGGUCACCCCAGUAAUCCGGAAGUCUUACCAGUUGGCUUUUCACCAGUCAACCUCUUGCCUACCGACAUCUGCGAGUUGCGUGAACACGACUCGGGAAGCUGCCUCUUAACCCCUUCCAUCGAAAAAGGCUUGACUUACAAAUGUAACGGACCUGAAGGGUCGAUUUUGAUAAUGCCCAAUGGGGCUUACCACGAGGAUUUGCUUAACUUUCAGGACUUCAAGGCGGUCGCCUCACAGAAUGCUGAGGAAUGGUAUAGGUUCGCCAUUGAAACUUGUGGUAGGAAUAUCAAAAACGGGCAACUCCGACUUGUUACGGGUUGCGAUAAGACCAACUCAUGGGGGAUCGCUACUUAUUCCGAUCUUCAAGGACCUGUCGCAAUCUCACUAACUGCCAACAGCACGCAGCCAGCCGUGGAGUAUACAUGGGAUUAUGAGGGACGUGUCCAAGCCAAGGCCGGGCCCAAAUUCGAGGAGUCAUUGGAUUCAACAGGCAAUCGAGAAUACCCGCAAAGUGUUCACAACCAAUGCACCUUCCUCCGCUCGUUUACCCUUACACUUGCCGAGGAUGUUUGGAAGACCAUGCCAUCGAAUCUUACUCAAGAUUUAUCAGACAACAACAACAACUUGGGUUUCAAACUAUCCGGCAAUGGUUAUCAAUCAGAUGCUUCUGAGUCAGAGAGGUGGGAUAUUCGGCUAAAGUGGAUAAUUUGCUGUUCAAGGCCUACACAGGACGAAACCACAAUGCCAGACGCCCCCGAACUCCUUGGUCGGAUGCGAAAAAUCUUCUCGUCCCAUAUCGACGACGACGGAACGGUCUACAUCUCCCAAAAUCAUGCUUCUGAAACAAAGCCACACCUACAGUCUUGUUCAAUUUUUACUCCAGAGCGUCCUGUUUACGCUGGAGGGAUUUUGUCUGACGGCACUGGGAAUACACGUAACGAGGACGAAAUAUUCUCUGGCAGCAGUACUGCAUGGGGCAAGCAAUCCGAAGGGCCUCCAAAUACGGUGUUUAGUGAGGAGGGUAUCGGUUCAGACGAUGAGGGUUUUGUUCACAGACUCGCACUUGAAGAACGCGCUGCCCCUCAACUGUUUUUGUUGGGAUCGGAGGUUCCUACCCCCCCAACCCUAGUUGCCGUUGGACCAAGCUUUUCUUUAGCCACGUCCCCAACGCAAACUUCUCAUGAUCAAGGAGAGGGAGCCGUCCUAUUGAACCCCCUGGACAUGGAAUCUCGUGACUACAACACGGACGGUAAUGCUGGUAUCUUGCGUAGAGGCCAAUCAGGCAGUGGCCCACUAGCGCUUGAACCUUCAAACACGCCCAGUAUACGGUAUAGGAUUCUUACCAAAGCCAUCGCCGCAAGCGCACAUCGCGAUCCGCCCCCUCCGCAAUGCGCCUCCGGUACUCAACAGGCAGUCUUGAGCGAUUUAAAGUCAUGGAUAACUAAUGAUGUUUACGCAAGGUUCCAACACGUCGACACGGAUUUCCCAUUCAACAAGUUUCGGAAGAUCAGCAACGAGUUGUCAAGACCGCAGGCGAGCCUACUAACACAGAUACGCACGGGACACAUACCGCUCAACAGCUACUUGCACCGCAUCAAGAUGGCUCGGAAUAGAUGA
Messenger RNA from Laccaria bicolor S238N-H82, 2589 nucleotides. RefSeq lists its product as uncharacterized. The record is from RefSeq and is a predicted model, not a curated record. NCBI's taxonomy places the organism in Eukaryota, Fungi, Basidiomycota, Agaricomycetes, Agaricales, Hydnangiaceae. The transcript is spliced from 11 exons. Bases 1 to 2589 code for a protein of 862 amino acids.